CAUUUACCGGCGAAGAAGAGUCUGCCAUAUUGCAGUGAUACAGCGAGUUUGCCCGGCUGAAAUCUCCAAUCUGUUGGCUAUCUUGGUUUAAAAAUGCUUUCAGCUCAGAAUUUUGGAGAAUCUGGAAAGAUGAAAGAAUACCAUUAUGCGGGACCCACGGAACAUCGGUUUUCACCAUACGCCUUCAAUGGAGGAACUGUGCUAGCUGUUGCUGGGGAAGACUUUGCAAUUGUUGCUUCAGACACCAGGCUGAGUGAAGGCUACUCCAUCCACAGCCGGGACUCGCCGAAAUGCUACAAGCUGACAGACACAACUGUCCUUGGCUGCAGCGGUUUCCAUGGUGACUGCCUGACACUGACAAAAAUCAUUGAUGCCAGGCUUAAGAUGUACAAACAUUCAAACAACAAGACUAUGACCAGUGGAGCCAUUGCAGCCAUGUUGUCCACUAUCCUGUACAGCAGGAGAUUCUUCCCAUACUAUGUCUACAACAUCAUUGGGGGGCUAGAUGAACAAGGUAAAGGAGCAGUUUACAGCUUUGACCCAGUGGGGUCCUAUCAGAGGGACACCUACAAGGCUGGGGGAUCAGCUAGUGCAAUGCUGCAGCCAUUAUUAGACAACCAGAUCGGUUUCAAGAACAUGGAGGGUGUGGAGCAUGUUCCUCUGACUAAGGACAAGGCCGUUCAGCUGGUCAAGGACGUCUUCGUUUCAGCUGCUGAAAGAGAUGUCUACACAGGAGACGCACUUCGAAUUUGCAUUGUCACUAAGGAAGGAAUUGAAGAGCAAAAUAUACCACUCAGGAAGGACUAAGAAAAAAACAAGUUUUUUUUUUUGGUCUGUGGGUUCAGCGUAUAUUCUGCUAUUCUGACCCCUUCCUAUCAGAUUUCUAAGCAUAGGAGUGUUGAUCCAAAGGUGAACUCUUAUUUGGCAUCAUAACAGACAUGUUUUCACUUUAUUCUUUAUUUUCUGUUCUUGCCGCAUUAUUGCUAGUUUGGUCAAAGAGCUUCAUCAUAGAUCAGCACUCCUGUUCUAAGAAUCCACCUCCCUAGACCCUGCUUUUGUUCUGAUUUUCUAUCUUUUGAAGUUAAACAUUCUCUGCUCUUCUUUUUACAUUCUUAAUAAAUAUUAAGAAUAAAAAAA
This is a messenger RNA of Oryzias latipes (Japanese medaka), 1137 nucleotides long. RefSeq names its product proteasome 20S subunit beta 1 (gene psmb1). Gene Ontology annotation, cellular component: cytoplasm; nucleus; proteasome core complex. The record is from RefSeq and is a predicted model, not a curated record. NCBI's taxonomy places the organism in Eukaryota, Metazoa, Chordata, Actinopteri, Beloniformes, Adrianichthyidae.